AACAAACACCACGCUCUUUACUCCGUUCCUCUACUUCUUCCAUGCACGACCUUCACAGUCUUGACACUAUUGCAUUCGAGAAUGCUGCUGUCGAUUACCAAUUGUCUCAGUUCAUUGAUGAGAUGCUCCCUUGUGAGGUCUCUCGAGUGUUGAUCAUCUACACUGGAGGGACUAUCGGUAUGAGUAACAGCAAAAUACAUGGCUAUGUGCCUGUACCAAACUUCCUAGCAGAAACACUCUCCAAGCAAUCGCGCUUCCAUGAUCUACAAUCAUUGAAUACGGUCUUUGGACGUCUAUCCCGCACAAAUUCGAGUGUCAAUCUGGAUUCCCUAAUGGAGCCCUCACUUAAUAAACACCUUGAUCCAGCCAUGAAUGGACUUAGCCACCACACUAUUCCCCCUGAAAAGGCAACGAUCAAUGGCACAUCCUCUGGCGCAAGGUUGCCGCCAAAUACACCAGUCAAUAAAAUCCGUCUUCCCUGUUUCUCACACUUGCCCAACAAUCAAGGCAGGAUCCCUUCACUUAUCACCCCACCCUCAUUGUAUGGCAAGCGAAUCCGAUACUCAAUUUUAGAGUAUGAUCCUUUAUUGGACUCUUGUAAUAUGACUAUGACAGACUGGGUUCGAAUUGCUACUGAUAUUGAGGCGAACUAUGAACUCUAUGAUGCCUUCAUUGUAUUACAUGGCACUGAUACCAUGGCCUAUACAGCCAGUGCACUAAGCUUCAUGCUGGAAGACCUUGGUAAAACUGUCAUCAUAACAGGAUCACAGGUGCCAAUCACCGAAAUUAGAAACGAUGCUAUCGACAAUCUGCUAGGGGCACUGACUAUCGCUGGUCACUUUGUCAUUCCCGAAGUGUGUCUAUACUUCAGCAACAAACUAUUCAGAGGCAAUCGAUCUUCCAAAAUGGAUGCUGUCGACUUUAAAGCCUUUGACAGUCCCAACUUGCCACCACUUGUCAAAGUUGGAAUCAAUAUUGAUGUCGAUUGGUCCGAGGUGAUCCGCCCUACCUCCCUUUCACGAUUUCGAGCCCACAAGUCUAUGAACCCCCAUGUAGCCAGUUUGCGUCUCUUCCCAGGCAUAACCGAGACAACCAUAAGGACGUUCUUGACCCCUCCCAUCCAGGGCGUUGUCCUCGAAACCUAUGGAGCAGGAAACGCGCCAUCUACACGAUCUGACUUGAUUGCUGCCUUGAAAGAGGCAUGUGAUCGUGGUGUGGUCAUUGUGAAUUGUACACAAUGCAAGCGAGGGCUGGUGACUGACGCAUACCAAACUGGCAAGGUUCUAUAUAAUGCCGGUGUCAUCCCUGGAAAUGACAUGACGCCUGAAUGCGCACUCACCAAGCUCUCAUACUUGCUUGGUCACGAUUUGCCCAUCCCAACAAUCCGUGAGAUGAUGACCAAGAACCUGCGCGGCGAAUUGACAGUUAUCCAACCCCGUACACGAUUCAGCUACAUUAAUCGCACGCAUGCGUUGCUGCAACUGCUUCUAAGAGCUGCCUCCAAUGGGAUGUUGACCAAUACACCGAAAAUUGUGGGAAGAAUUGAGUCUGCACAAAGGGCCCAGGAACUCGCUGAGGAUCCGACCCCACAGCAGCAGGAUGUCCCGCAAAUAGAAAAGCAGAUCAAGGAAAUCAAGAUUGAUGUGGAAUCAGACCGUAAGAAGCCUAUCUUUACAACAUCUGGCUCUGAAUCUGAUGAAGAUUCAGACAGUCCAAUACAUAGUGAUAAUGAUCAAGUUAUCCCUAAAGCUCCAGAGUCACAGCCAGCGGUAGGCCCUCUGUCAACCGAGGAUCAACGAUGGAUCGAAAGAAGUCUGUACCCUCUUUUGAUCUGCGGUGCUGCUGGAAGUGGUGAUGUAGAGGGUCUGACAAAGCUCUGGGAUGUCACGACGGACGGUCAGAGCGGUUACAGCAAAGUCUCACAGAACCUUGGGCCUGGAGAAAACGAUACUGGGUCCUUGGGCGGUAGUGCCGUCACAGGCGGCGAUGGCAUUAUCUUGAACCAAGGUGACUGGGAGGGCCGCUCUCCUCUACAUAUCGCAUGCAGUGCUGGUCACUUGGAGGUGGUCCGAUUCUUGCUGAGUCAUGGUGCGUCGAUUCAUGUACGCGAUCGUCUUAAUCAUACUCCACUCUAUGAUGCUGUGACACGUGGAGACUCGUCCGAGAUUGUGAAGAUACUCCGCGAUACGGGAGCUCAUUUCAAUCAUUCUGAAGUGUUAGAUUUGGGCUGGAAGCUGAUGAUUGCAGCAACAGAAGGGAAUCUGGACCGUGUCAAGCUGAUUGCUGAGGCUGGCUAUGAUUUAAAUCGCUCACUCUUUGAUAGAAGAACUGUGAUGCACAUUGUCGCAGCAGAACAUCGCCACAGUUUGAUCGAGUAUCUGUUGAAACAUUAUCCAGAGAUCAAGUUGGAUCUCAAAGACCGUCUGGGACGAACUUGUGUGGAUGAAGCUGGCCAAUGUGACGCUUGCAGAAACCUUUUCCUUGUGAGGUGAGACGCAUUCAUUCCUGUAAAUAUUCAGUUAUAAUAGCAUACAAUAAUAAAAAUAACUACUAGUGAC
Lobosporangium transversale is the source of this 2558-nucleotide messenger RNA. Its product is annotated as asparaginase-domain-containing protein. Lineage: Eukaryota; Fungi; Mortierellomycota; Mortierellomycetes; Mortierellales; Mortierellaceae. Gene Ontology annotation, molecular function: asparaginase activity; protein binding. Gene Ontology annotation, biological process: amino acid metabolic process. The record is from RefSeq and is a predicted model, not a curated record. The transcript has 5 exons. Bases 42 to 2492 code for a protein of 816 amino acids.